GGAGGGAGGAGAAAAAGAACAAGCCGAGAGAGAGGGAGAGAGAGAGAGAGAGAGAGAGAGAAAAAAGAGACAGCAGCGCAGCGAGGAGGACGCGAACGCACCGUGGAGAGGAGGACAACGCUGCCUCUCUGAAGCCCCCGCGAUUGGAUGGGGAAAAAAGACAACCACUAGCUACCAGUAUGGACGCGCGACAUCCUGGAGUUUCCCACAAUCCUUAGGUCUCCGAUCUGCAGCUGAGUCCGCUGAACGCUGAAUCGUGACCAGCGCCGGUCCUCGACUGACCUCCUGUCAGGUGACCCCCGCCUUGUGCCGUGAUGAUGUCGGUGGACGUGACCAACCGCAACUGCCCGGCCGCCACGCCUCCCACCUCGCUCAGCCUUCGCUCCUCGCACAACCAGCUGCUGAGUGGCGACGUCGUCCGGCAGGGCUCCGCCACGCCCCCCAAGUGUCGCAAAAAGUACGCGCUCACCAGCAUCCAGGCUGCAAUGGGCCUCGGGGAGGUGGCGGCGGCGGCGGCGGCGGCUGCUGCGAUGGCUGCGGCGUCUUCGUCCUCGCCGUCGUCCCCAUCGCGGGCCUCGACCGCCAACAACCCCAAGCUGGCCAAGAACGGAGCGAACCAGCUGCGCAAAGCCGGCCAGGAUCACAACAAGAACACGACGGACCCGGAGCCCGAGGCGACGGCGGAUGAGUUCAACGUCAACGCGGCCGAGGAGGACGGCGGUCACGCUCUUACCAAUAACGACCGGGAGGAAGAGGAAGACGAGGAGGAGGAGGUUGAGCUGCACUCAAAUGCUGACGCGGAGCCCGAGCAGAAGAGUGAAUCAGACAUGGACUGUGACGUCAACGCGGCCGUGGAGCUCCAACUGAACGGCAACACGACGACAGACUUCGACUUGAACAUCGACGCAGAGGAGAGCGACGACAUCAGCAUCCUGUCCGAAAAGGAGAUGAUGAUGUCGAGGAUGAAGAUCGAGGAGGACGGAGACGAGGCGGCGGCGGAGGAGCAGGAAAACGAGGAGGAGAAGCCUCUCCUGUCGAUGCCGAGUGAGCCCCCCGUGCAGAAGUGCGACGUUUCCCCGGGCCCGGAGCUCAUCUCCGAUCUGCGCUCCAACCUCAAGCUCCUAAGGGAGGGCGGCAAGGACUCGCCGGUGCCCCCUCCGCCCUCGCCGCCCAAGCGGGCCAGCCCGGAGGACGUGCCCCUGCUCUCCGUGGCCUCCUGUUCCUCUUCCUGCUCCUCCUCCUCCUCCCCGGAGACGAAGAAGGACAGACGGACGGGGGCGAAGACGGACUGCGCGCUGAACCGCAUCCAGAAUCUGAACCCCAGCGACGAAGAGUUGAGCUGGACCACUCUGUCCCAGGAGAGCAACUCCCCGCAGGAGACAGAUAUCUGGAGCGAGCAGUCCUUCCAGACCGACCCGGACCUGCCGCCAGGAUGGAAGAAGAUCACGGACAUGGCCGGCGUCUACUACUGGCACAUUCCCACCGGCACCACCCAGUGGGAGAGACCCGCCGCCCCGGGGCAGACCGAGCCCCAGGCCCCUGGGGAGCGCUCCCUGGGCUCGCUCAGCCCCUCGCCCACUCCUGACCACGAGGCGUGCCAGGCAGAGGUCUUCUUCAGGGGCUCGACUCGCUCGGGCAGCACCACCUCGGACAGCUCGGUGGAGCCGCUCUCCGCUCACGAGCCCGCCCUCGCCACGUGCGGGUUCGUCAACAGCUGCUACUAUCCUCGCUCCACAUCUUUCCAGGGGAUGCCCGAUCCAGAGUGUCGCUCCCAGCUUCUCGAAGACGAGGACAAGAAACAGACGUGGAGUGAUUUUGGCGGAAAGAUUGAUAGCGAGGUGUGGAAGGACCUGCAGGCAGCCACGGUGAACUCCGACCCCAGUUUGAAGGAGUUUGAGGGAGCGACGCUUCGCUACGCAUCGCUCAAGCUAAGGAACCGUGCAGCAGUGGAAGACGAGCAGUCCAACAAUGCCAACAGAGAUCCAGAGACAAAGUGUUUCGCCGUGCGCUCUCUGGGAUGGGUGGAGAUGGCGGAGGACGACUUGGCUCCCGGAAAGAGCAGCGUCGCCGUGAACAACUGCAUCCGGCAGCUGUCCUACUGCAAAAAUGACAUCCGAGACACCGUCGGCAUCUGGGGAGAGGGGAAGGACAUGUACCUGAUGCUGGAGAACAACAUGUUGAACCUUGUCGACCCCAUGGACCGCAGCGUGCUUCACUCUCAGCCAAUCGCAAGCAUCCGGGUCUGGGGUGUAGGCCGGGACAACGGCAGAGAGAGGGACUUUGCAUAUGUGGCGCGGGACAAGAACACCAGGAUCCUGAAAUGUCACGUGUUCCGCUGUGACACGCCAGCCAAAGCCAUCGCCACCAGCCUGCACGAGAUCUGCUCCCGGAUAAUGACAGAGCGAAAGAAUGCCAAAGCGAUGGCGGGUUCUCUCCAGGACAGGAUGCAGGCCGGACUAGACCUCCCUUUACAAGCAGAGUUCCCCACACCAAAGACGGAGCUGGUUCAGAAGUUCCAGGUGCUCUACCUCGGGAUGCUGCCCGUGGCCAGGCCAAUAGGCAUGGACAUCCUGAACGGAGCUAUAGACAGUCUGAUCGGCUCGUCCAACCGAGAGGACUGGACCCCCGUGGCCCUCAACGUGGCAGACGCUAAGGUCACCAUCAGCAAAGACGAGGCUGAAGAGGAAGUGCUGGUGGAGUGUCGCGUUCGAUUCUUGUCCUUCAUGGGCGUCGGGCGGAACGUGCACACGUUCGCCUUCGUCAUGGACGCCGGCUGCCAUCGCUUCGACUGUCACGUCUUCUGGUGCGAGCCCAACGCCGGGAACGUGUCGGAGGCCGUGCAGGCGGCCUGUAUGCUGCGGUAUCAGAAGUGUUUGGUGGCUCGACCCCCCUCCCAGAAGGCCUGCAGCUCGUCGCCCCCCGGUGACUCGGUGUCCCGUCGGGUAUCGACCAGCGUGAAGAGAGGCGUCCUGUCCCUCAUCGACACCCUCAAACAAAAGAGACCCGUCACCGAGUUGCCGCAGUAACCCGUGUUUAAGCCCCCGACCUCCUGCCACGACCCCCCAGUCACCAUGGUAACUAGUGGCAUCGCCGCCAAAACCCUUCGACAUCGCAGUAACUAUGGAAACACAACGAACCCCCGGGGGUUUUGGGGGAAGCACCUGUUCGCAAAGUCCAUCGCAUUCUCUGAACUAAAAUUGGAAUUUCGCCUCCUCGAGAGUUUAUCGGCUCCUGGGGCGGAAUUCAAAUUUGUUUCCGCAAAAUACGAGACGAAUAAAGAUCCCACAUCAAGAAGGAACCAACCCACAGAGAAACACCCGAUGUGGCGAUCGUGUACAUAGACGUGACUCUCCCCCACCCCCCCUCAGCGCAGAGAAGGAGUGAGGAGAAGGGAGCAACGACUUCAGAGGAAGUAGGAGGCGACGCUUCCAGCACAGCGCGUGAUGAGCGAGCUCAUUGCUGCCCAAACUGCUGAUCUCUCCGUGCUCUUAUUGUAUUUGUGUCUGUGCUGCCAGCAUGACCUUGCACACCUGGCCACGCCCCCCCUCACAUGUCAUUCAACUGGUUGCCCUGUUAGUCUGUAGUGGCUCUCCCCCCCCCCUCGUUCUCAUUGUCUCCUGUGGACUGUAACUUGAAGUGAAAUGGAAGGACAGAAUCAUGAAAGCCAUCGCGUCUGAUUUUCAAUCGGCCAGAAAGAGUGAAAGAAGGAAGCUGCUUCCGACUAAAAAGAUUGGCUCGUCAGUCUACACGCACUAACCUGAUCCUGCAUGAACAUUUUAUAUCAACGUGAACCAUUCUAGACGAUAUCAAUACACUGCUGCUGCUUACUGGAGGGUGAGAAAUCCGAAGCCACGUUGUUGUUGUUUUCUUUGUUUUCUUUCGUAUUUUCUCCGUUUCUCGUUAGCUGUGCAAGAGUCGGCGUGGAGGGUCGAAACGAGUGGUGACCUUUUCAACAGAAACAUCCUUCAUACACUUGUUGUUUUAUUGUUUUUUGUUCUUUUGUUAAAACGACAGACCAUAGCCAUAAUGGAGAAGGAGACACCUUUAAAUCCCACCUCAGCAUCUAUCAGUCCUCAGAGACUUCAUGUCCACUUCUAAAAACAGGAGAAAGGCCGGAGGAAUCAUUCGUAGAAGACGAAUGGAGGAAUGUGUUUUUCUACCUGAAGAGGUGCGAAGGAGAGACGGGCUUCACCUCCGGAUUUGGCGGUUUGUUUUUGCAGAGGACGGCCAAACAGAGAGAGAGACGUGUUGACUCAAACCAACAGGACUCUCCCGGGCCGCCAUCUAUGUGUGUCCAGGGUUCUCUUCACUUGAAUGCACCUUCUCAGUUGUUGGUUUCUUUCAUUGCCUCCUUCUUACUGUACCACUGUUCAUCAGUGCCACUCGAUCACUUUUUGGUCUGUUAGUUUUUCGUCUCACAAAUCUCAAUUCAACACUGCUAGCUCCUCAUUAUCGCAUAUCUAACAAGCUUGGUUGUAUGGUAAUAACUAAUGAAGUCUAUGAAGUUUAUUGCAACUAAAAUCAUGAACACAUUUUAAACCCCCGGGCCGUUCUCUUGGAUGUAGUAAGGCAGAAGAUUAAUACCUAGCCGGUACACAUGGUGGAGCAGCGUGUAAGAAGGGGCUUUUAUACAUAUAUAGAUAUAAUAAAAAUAGCAUGUUCAAAAGAGUUGUCUGCUCUAAUGUAAGCUGCUGUUGUCAGCAUAUCAGGCUACCUAGCUGACUGUAGCUAGCUAACUAUAUGUUAUGGGUUUACAGUUUACGUAAGAAUGAGAAAAAGAAAAAGCAGCAUAUCCUUUAUCAGAGUUAAGGUUGUUGUUAGCUUCGCUAAUGUUCAAAUGAAACAACACUAAACUCAUUAAUACUUGGACUAACUAUCUCUACGCUGCAACACACAAACAAAGUGUAUUUGCUGUUUUUGGCACAACGUUGUGCAUGCAGCCCUCAAGUGAGUGUUUUCAACCGUUAGCUCUAUCGUUAGUUUUAUUAGCUAGCUAGCGAGUUGAGGAAAUCUGCCGACGAUAGCUUUCAUAUUUUAGCCACCAAAAUCGACGGCCCGCACUUAAAAUGAGAAGCUAUUGUCUACUUCUGUGUGAAAUACAAAAUAUAUAUUUCUAUUUUAUUGAUAAAGCUACCACCUUUUAUUUUAAACUGAAUGUGAUAGAGUGAAGCUGGACAGCGUAGCAGCUAAAGGGCUCAGCGAGCGCUAACCUUCCUGCAGCUCCGCGCCGAGCUUGUGAACCAGUCAGCCGUAGUGCAGUGAACCAGCAGUGUAAUUGAGAUUCUGGUGAGAAAAUCCAGCCGCAUCACCUUCUUUUGUCACGAGGAUGUUGAAAUGUGAAUGAGAUGACAAAAUGUGCGUGUACAUAACUUCAAAUUUAUUGUAACAUUUGGCAUUAAUCAUUGUUAUAAGCUAUUUUCUCAUUUUUUAAAUGUCUGUAGUUAUUUUCUUGUAAUGAAAUGCCUUCUUUUUGAGAACUCACCAAAUGGCCAAAGUGUAAAAUAGUGAGAUACAUUGUUGUAGAUAAGAGAAAAAAAAGAGAAGUGAUUGGAAAUGUUCACAGUUGUCAAUUCUGUUUUAUGCUGAAUUUAACAGAGCAAUUAUCUAUGCAUUCUUUUGAUCUCGAGAAAAUGGAAAGUCGCGAAAAGCCUUGCAUGCCCUUGGACGGUUGAAAGAACGACUGUAUGUACUGAACAGAAAUAUUUUUUAUUUUAUUUAUUCUAUUUUAUAAAGGUAUAUACUGAUUUUAUUAGUUGGGGCAACUAAAGUCUCUUGACUCGGUGUCAUUGUCUCAGUCCCCGGUUUACUCACGAUGCUACAACAAGCUCCACUUUGCAGGAAGAAAAAAGAAAACAGGCAGAUAGAGGAAUAUAUCUUCACCUUGUACAGUGUACUGAGAGCCGGGAGCCCACCGUUGGUCUCAACAGUUUAACGGGAGUCAAGAGGAAGAGGAGGACGACGACGAUGAUGAUGGUGGCAGUGGUAACAAUGGUGGACUCCCAGCGUCUCUGUCAGGCUCACACACAUAAACGACAACAAACACACACCUUUCCCACAGAUGGAUGCGUCGGCUUCCGUUUGCUGCUCACCGAUUUGUACACUUUGUCAAUGUAAUCAAUUGUGAGAAUAAACAGCAUUAUAA
Messenger RNA from Cyclopterus lumpus (lumpfish), 6142 nucleotides. RefSeq names its product amyloid beta (A4) precursor protein-binding, family B, member 2b (gene apbb2b). The record is from RefSeq and is a predicted model, not a curated record. Gene Ontology annotation, molecular function: amyloid-beta binding; transcription factor binding. The transcript has 19 exons. Gene Ontology annotation, biological process: regulation of DNA-templated transcription. The coding region runs from base 315 to 3026 and encodes 903 amino acids. Lineage: Eukaryota; Metazoa; Chordata; Actinopteri; Perciformes; Cyclopteridae. Gene Ontology annotation, cellular component: nucleus; cytoplasm.